Messenger RNA from Apis dorsata (giant honeybee), 2378 nucleotides. It is a transcript of the gene exd, whose product is annotated as homeobox protein extradenticle. NCBI's taxonomy places the organism in Eukaryota, Metazoa, Arthropoda, Insecta, Hymenoptera, Apidae. Bases 1080 to 2330 code for a protein of 416 amino acids. Gene Ontology annotation, biological process: animal organ morphogenesis; embryonic organ development; regulation of transcription by RNA polymerase II. The record is from RefSeq and is a predicted model, not a curated record. Gene Ontology annotation, molecular function: DNA-binding transcription factor activity, RNA polymerase II-specific; RNA polymerase II cis-regulatory region sequence-specific DNA binding. Gene Ontology annotation, cellular component: nucleus. The transcript has 11 exons.
AUUUACAUUUCCAAGUACGAAGUACCUUCAUUUUAUUUGUACGGUAUUCAAUAAGACAAAAGUUCGAUCAAAUUUUUUAGUUUUGUUUAAUUUUUUUUAUAAAAUUGUAUAUAAUAAUAUUGUAAAUGUUCAUGAUUAAAUAUUAGUGGUGAUGAAAAAAAAAAGAAGUUGAAGUAAUGGGCGGAGUUUGCGCCUGUUGGAAUACGAGGUAAAAAACGUUGUUUUACGAAAACAUAUAUUUUUGAUAUAAUAUUUUGGAAUAAUAUUCCAAAGGAUCAGUUUCAAGGUAUUUUUAUGAAGCUUUGUAAAAAUUUGAAGUUCACGGAUACAGGUUAAGCGAACAGGAUUAGGAAAAGCGGUGAAAUCGCAUCAUAAAUAAAAUGGAUGCGCACGCGGAUAAUAACAUACAAGAGCAAGUGAGGAAAAGGCUUUAGGUAGAAAAAGAAGGAAAUGAAUCAGCCAUUCUGAUUGGUCGAGGCGGCUAUUAUGGCCGCCGAUUGGCGCACGCAUGUACGCACACCAAGCUUUGAUGUAUACACGAACGCACGAACACGUGCGUGUAUCAGGAGCGUAGCAGUCGCUCGCGGCCGAGAAGAGUGAAAAGAGCGACAGAAACGGUCGGUCCGCGCGUUGCCUUGUAAGGCGGAGAGUUGGUGUGUGACGUCCGUGCGCGGAUGGCUCGAAGAACGCCGAUUUUCCUCAGCUUAUACAAGUAUCCUUGCUGAGCAGAGGAAAGAACAAGUGAAAGGAGAGUGCGGGCCGGGCGCGACGCCGACCGUCGACAUAACCACGUAUACGUAAAAUCCGACAAUCCGUCAAGUUUAAAGCUGCCGAAGGCACCAUUUUCAUCAUCUCUAUAGUGUGUAUAGCAAACUAGAAACUGUUAUUAGACGUAAUGUGAGUGUUCUUGAACAAGGAAGGAAAUAUAUAAUAGUGAGAAAGUCGUGUUUUUCCGCAUCAUCUGGUAUACGAUAUACAUCCGCGAGUGUUGUGUGAACAAAUUCACUCUUGCGACGGAAACAAAAAAGAAGGAAAGAAACGGCGACGAAUAAUAUUCUUAGUGCUGUAGUCUACAGUUGAUGGAUGAAACUAGCAGAAUGCUGCAACACGGAGGAUCAGGUGUGGGUCUGAUGGGAGGAAAUCAGGGUCAGGGGGCCCAAAAUACUGCCGGAUAUGGUAGUAUGGGACCUGUGGAUGGAACUGCAACACAAGGUCCGGAUCAGGCUGUUGAGGCUAGAAAACAGGAUAUCAGUGAGAUUUUGCAACAAAUUAUGAAUAUCACCGAUCAAAGCUUGGACGAGGCACAAGCGAGAAAACAUACUUUAAACUGUCACAGAAUGAAGCCAGCCCUGUUUUCAGUUUUGUGUGAAAUUAAAGAGAAAACAGUGCUAUCUUUAAGAAAUACUCAGGAAGAGGAACCACCGGAUCCUCAAUUAAUGAGGUUGGAUAACAUGUUGUCUGCAGCGGCUGCAGCCGCUGCUGGAGGACCACCUGGACAACCUGACAACGCCAUCGAACAUUCGGACUACAGAGCCAAACUUGCCCAAAUUAGACAGAUUUAUCAUCAGGAGUUGGAGAAAUACGAACAGGCGUGUAACGAGUUCACAACUCACGUAAUGAAUUUAUUGAGGGAACAAAGUCGUACCAGGCCAAUCACGCCAAAAGAGAUCGAGAGGAUGGUUCAGAUUAUUCAUAAGAAGUUCUCCAGCAUUCAAAUGCAACUGAAACAGUCUACCUGUGAGGCUGUGAUGAUUUUGAGGAGUCGAUUCCUCGAUGCAAGGCGUAAAAGACGAAACUUUAGCAAACAAGCCUCUGAAAUUCUCAACGAGUAUUUCUAUUCACACCUGAGUAAUCCAUAUCCAAGCGAAGAAGCUAAAGAAGAACUCGCACGAAAAUGUGGAAUCACCGUGAGUCAGGUUUCUAAUUGGUUCGGCAACAAGAGGAUACGCUACAAGAAAAACAUAGGUAAAGCACAGGAGGAGGCGAACUUGUACGCAGCCAAAAAGGCAGCUGCAGCUUUUGCAGGAGCGUCGCCGUACAGUAUGGGUGGUGCCAGCCAAGGCACCCCGACGCCGAUGAUGUCGCCGGCGCCACCUGGUGGCCCCAUGGCCGGAUACGGGAUGGGCAUAAACGGUAGCGAUUAUGGCUCGCAACCGUACAACGAUGGCUCGAUGGGCUACGACCCUAUGCACCAGGGCAAGGCAUUGGCUGGGGGGCCAGGCGCGGCGGGAUGGAUGCAGCAACGCGAGGCGGUUCCGGAAUUUCCGCCGCUCCACGAUUCAGCGGACUCUGAUUCUGACCGAGAGAAUGAAAAACGACCGCGCGUCUAAAAUUACUUUUGGAAAUGAGCGAGCUAUAUAGUAUGGUAACGAGACUAA